UUGCUGCCGGCCUUUUACUCAAAGAGGAUGUAUCAUCAUAUGUUUGGCUGUUGACGCGCUUUAGGAAAGCAAUGGUAAGACCCCCAACAUUAUUCAUAACCGAUCAAGAUCCUUCCAUGCGUAUUGCUAUUGAAAGAGUAUUUCCGGAGUGCCGUCACAGAUAUUGCAUGUGGCACAUCAUGUCAAAAGUUACUGAGAAGGUUGGCCCAAUUCUAAGUCACAAUGAUGAGUUCUUAAGUAAGCUUAAUGCCGUGGUUUGGACUAAUUAUCUAGAACCCGAUGACUUUGAAGUGAAAUGGAAAGAAAUGGUAAUUGAGUUUUCCCUUGAAAAUCACAAAUGGUUUUGUGAUAUGUUUGAUUUGAGGAGAUUCUGGAUUCCAGCGUUUUUCCGAGAUUUAUUUAUGGGUGGUUUGCUUCGAACAACUUCCCGCUCAGAAAGUGAGAAUAAUUUUUUAGUGAAUUCACGAACCCUCAUUUUAGUUUGGUUGAGUUUUUCAUGCACUUUGAGAGUGCUAUGGAUGCACAACGUCACAACAAUGAAAAACUAAAUGAUAGUUCUGAAAGUUACAUUCCUGUUUACAAAACCCCACUAUCGUUGGAGAGGCACGUUGCACAGGUAUAUACUCUCUCUAUUUUUUAUGAAGUCCAAGCUGAGAUUUGUUCCGCUUGUUUUGGUUGCCGUGUGUUAAGUGUCAAUGAAAAUGAUGGGAACUUAGAUUAUGUCAUUAGUGAUGAACACAACAUGGUUUUUAAGGUGUCUUUUGUUGUUGGUGAUGUCCAAGCAAAAUGCAGUUGUAAAUAUUUUGAACGGAUUGGCUUGGUUUGUAGACAUCUUUUUGUUGCUCUUAAAGAUCUUAAGUUGGACCGCAUUCCCCAGCAUUUCGUCACUACGCGUUGGUGCAAGAAGGGGCUGAAUAUUCCGUUUUGUGAUAUUGGGGAUCCUGUGAUCGAAAAUUGUGUUGGAAAGCAACAAAAUGAAGUCAAUGUGAAUCAACUUUGGGCUGAUUUCUACACUUGUGUUGCACUAGCAGAGAAAGAUGAGUCCAGGUUUCAAGCUUUUUCAAAGGUAAUCAAAGAGCAAAAAAAACUUCUCAGUCUGGAGGAUAAAAAUGCGAUGCCUGCUUCUACAAGAAAGCAGGCUGUUAUUGAGUCGUAUUAUGGGUCUACUGCACCUGUGGAAGUCACUGUUUUCCCUCCAAAACAGGCCAAAAACAAAGGAUCAGGGCGGAGGAUUAAGGGACCCAAAGAGCUUUCGAUUGAAGUAAACAACCGCCCAAAAAGAUUGUGUAGGUCGUGUAAUGCGUUAUGUAACCAUGACAGUCGAAAUUGCCCUUUGAAAACACAAGAUUGAGUGAAAUCUUGUAUUUCAUAUUUACAUUGUUCUAUGCUUUUGCAGUACAAUUUUCUUACGUUGAUAUGAAUUACUUAUAUGGUGUGUUGCACUUUAUAUUUUUUUAAGGUAGUUGUCGAUUACUUGAGGUUACUCUUUUUUUUUUUUACACAUUACAUACACCUCCAGUGUUUUCAUCAUUUUUUUUAUACUUAAUGAAGCUUAU
Molecule: messenger RNA, 1556 nt
Organism: Cuscuta epithymum
Lineage: Eukaryota; Viridiplantae; Streptophyta; Magnoliopsida; Solanales; Convolvulaceae
Source: the annotation of a GenBank genome assembly